Molecule: messenger RNA, 3212 nt
Organism: Cydia fagiglandana
Lineage: Eukaryota; Metazoa; Arthropoda; Insecta; Lepidoptera; Tortricidae
Gene: Lrch
Product: leucine-rich repeat and calponin homology domain-containing protein
Exons: 11
Coding region: 30-2648 (872 amino acids)
Molecular function (GO): protein binding
Source: RefSeq, a predicted model, not a curated record
CAGUCAGUUUGAUUUUAGUUCGAAAGAAUAUGGCCGUGUUAGGGCCUUGUGUGAAUGUAAAUAUGAACGGUCAAAGUAAUAUUCAUAGUCAGUUAACAAAAUCAUUAGAGAGAAUUCUUGAGGAUGCAUAUUUAAGUGGCGAAUUAAAACUAAGUGGACGUAAGCUGAGAGAAUUUCCAAAGCCAGUGAAGUUUGAUUUGAGUGAUACAGUUGUUGCUGAUUUAUCGAAAAAUCGCUUCUGUGAAGUGCCCGAGGAAGUGACGACGUACAUUUUUUUAGAAAAGUUGUUGUUAUCGCAAAAUAUACUAAGGAAUCUACCUGAUGCAGUCGGCGGUCUACAGUCUCUCACAUUCUUGGAUCUCAGUUCAAAUCAGCUUACCGAGCUGCCUCGAGAAAUAUGUCAAAUGCCGCUGCAAGUCCUACUAGUGCCAGACAACCUCCUAACGACAUUGCCAAAGGAAAUCGGGAAGAUGACGACCCUAGCGGAGCUGGUGGCGUCGAACAACAGGCUGACGCAAGUGCCGAUGACGCUGGGAGACUGUGCUGGCUUGCGGGCGCUGGAUCUUAGCAAUAAUCAACUAGGAUUGUUACCUUUACAGGUGACAUACCUUCGACUGGAACACCUGGACGUCAGCUGCAACUGUAUUUCCUCUCUGCCUUUGGAACUGCGCAACAUGAGCACCCUCAUCACGCUGAACCUGGACAAUAACCCUCUUGUUUCCCCUCCCACAACGGUAUGCAUGCGCGGGCGCGUGCACAUAUUCAAGUAUCUAGAAAACAUGGCGAACAAAGACACCCCCGCACACCGUCGCGUCGAAGACACUCGCCGAACCGCCAAACACACCUCCUACCUUAACAGUCCGACAACCAACCAAAUAACGUCAGGCAACGCCACGAUAGACUGCCUCCGGCAUAAGCCGAGACAUGUCGUGGAUAGCGGGUACAGCACUGAUGGCAUGGAGAAAAGGUGGUUUAAUGAUGGCGGAGGCGAAGCAGGCGGAGGGUCCGGUCGUUCUACGCCCAGCACCCCAUCCACCCUGUCUCCUGGCGCGGCGCUGUCGCGGGCACAGUCACUGUCCAGCGAAUCCCCUUUACCACAAUUGACUCCGCUUCUCACCGGGCAAUACAAAGAAGCUUUAAGACAACAACGCCAGCAAGACAUCUACCGCCCCCGCACCGACCAAUCAUCGCCCGAUCUCGACUCCUCCCCCCACCAAAGCCCUGUCCACAACCCCCACUCCCCUGUCAACGGUCACAGUAAUGUAUCCCCCACAUAUCGUUCCACUAGCAUAUCACCAAAUUCCUCCCAAGUGCCAAACUCUCCCCUCCUGCACUCAACACCUAGAAGAUUCCAGAACCAAAAUGGGAACUCGGAGAAAGAAGAGAACAAGCGGCCAGUACAGAAAGUUGUGCCUUCGAGGAAUGUAAAUAAGAUAUAUUCUGCGGUGAACGGGAAUGUGGAGUAUGGGAGGACGAACGGACACGAUACAUAUACAAAACCUACGUCGCCUACUAAGUCUCCGACGAAUACUUUAGGUUAUAAUAGCAUAGGCACCAAAUCCAACAUCCCCCGGCAAACCAACGGCGAACCAAAGCUGCUUACAACGACGGUGUCAUACCUCAAAGGCGCCGCGCCCAAACCCGCCGGCAAGGUUCCGUGGAGUAAAGACGAUAAGCUCAGCUUUACCAUGAAGAGAGAGUUCGAUAAGCAGAAGGAGGAGUCAGAUUUGCUAGCGCAGUUGAGGACAAUAAUCGAAAGCCGGUUAAAGAUGAGCUUACCAGAGCAACUAGCGCCAGUGUUGGCCGACGGUGUCGUCCUUUGCCACCUGGCCAACCACGUGCGGCCGCGCUCCGUGGCUUCUGUACACGUACCCUCUCCUGCGCAGCCCAAAUUAACAAUGGCAAGAUGCAGGCGGAAUGUCGACAACUUCUUGGAAGCCUGCCGGAGGAUUGGCGUCGAAGAAGAAAACAUCUGCUCGCCCGAAGACAUUCUGGGCCCGGAGCGAGAGCGGGACGGCACCAUCCUACCUCUCGCUCGCACUGUAUGCGCCCUCCUCUCACACGCCACGCCGCGAAAGGAUAACCAAUCAGAACACUACCAUUACGACCAAUCGCAGGAGGAAUACGAGUAUUACCGAAGCGAUGUCGCUAACUCCAUUGAAGUGAAUUAUUAUCAAAGAACCGUGGGCAGGUACGCUGAAGACAGAGUAGUGAGCAAUUUCAACACGUUUACUGAAUACCAGAGCCAAAACUACACUAUCGACGAGGCUGACGAAUACCAAAACUACGAGAACAACAACACAGACGCGCACUAUUCACCAGUCUACGAUGGCGUAAGGAACAGAGGACCUUACUACCACAAGAAUAGAGUUCAAUUCGUCACGCCGUUCUUCAAAGGAGACGGUCUUCUGAAAUCCGAUAACUUUGACAUAUACGAUACUGACGAAGUAGAUUUCCCGAUAGAAUUAAGUCAGGAGGAUACAGAGAGAUACGACAGGGGUAAAAUGAAUUUAGAUAUACAGAACAAUUUGAACAGGGAUCUGACCAUAGAGACUGAAGCUAUGAAGAAGGAGAGGCUGUUUUUCACUUGUCUAUGCCUUGGCGCGUUUUUCGUGUCCGCAAUCUUGCUAUUUUUCUAUCCUUUAUAAUUUGAUGCAGUAAAAUUUAGAUCUGGGUAUGUACUGGUAGAAAAGUAAGGAUGCUAAGCAAGUAGAAUUUCGUACAUUGACCCGAGAUUUCCUAUUUAUCUCACGCGCGUAUAUACAUAUAUUGCUGUCUAGCCAAUGAUGCCGGCAGUGCCAAUGACUGUGCGAGCGGGACAUCUAUAUAAUUAUGCGCGUGCGAUAGAGAUAGAAAAUCGAGGGUUGAUGUACGAAAUUAUUCGUGCUUUGCGUCCUUACUUUAGGUAGAUGUUAGUAAAUGUUAGAUGAUGGAAAGUAUUAAAAUUUGUGAUUGUAUAUGAGGCAAAGGUAGAUUGUUAAUCGUUUGGCGAAAUGUAUGGCUUUUUGGCUUGGCAAUAUUACUACUUACUAGUAAGAUAGCAACGUUUCAAAGAUAUAUCGCAAUUAAAGCAAUAUUUUUAAGUGGGUGUUUUAGUUGUGACUUGGAGCGGAUGGCAGCUUUAAUGAAAUUUAAAUCUUUAAACUUAAAAUUGUAUUUAACAAAUUCAUGCCUAUAGAACGUGAAAACUCGUAUGUAAAAAUUGGUUUUCC